Messenger RNA from Fundulus heteroclitus (mummichog), 2752 nucleotides. It is a transcript of the gene unc119b, whose product is annotated as unc-119 homolog 1. Gene Ontology annotation, cellular component: cilium. The transcript is spliced from 5 exons. Gene Ontology annotation, biological process: nervous system development; lipoprotein transport; cilium assembly. Lineage: Eukaryota; Metazoa; Chordata; Actinopteri; Cyprinodontiformes; Fundulidae. The record is from RefSeq and is a predicted model, not a curated record. Gene Ontology annotation, molecular function: lipid binding. Bases 76 to 819 code for a protein of 247 amino acids.
CUUGAAAUUACAGCGUCACUUUGUAAAGUCCCUCAAAUACAACAAAACUGCGCCUUUAUCGCCUCCGCGGGCGACAUGAACGGCCCUCGAAACAAGCCGUCGCAGGCAGCCGGUAAGGGACAGAAGGACGCGGACAAAGCGAUGGAGAGCAGCAGCCGGGACCGGAAGACCGGCGGAGGAAUGCUGAGGAAGCUGAAGUCGAGGCGCAGCCACCCGGAUAAGUGGCCUUCGGUCACAGAGGAUGAGCUCCGGGCUUUGGGGACAGAUAUUUCCCCGGACCAUGUUCUGGGUCUGCGGGUUGUCACGGAAGACUAUCUUUGCAGACCCGAGGAUAAUAUUUACGACAUCGACUUCACACGGUUCAAAAUCAGAGACCUCGAGACGGGCACAGUUCUUUUUGAGAUAGCCAAGCCUCCAAACAGCGGUCUCGUGGAGAAAGAAGAGGAGAGUGGGGAUGCAGACUCCAGCGCAGGGCGCUUCGUCAGAUACCAGUUCACACCAGCCUUCCUGAAACUGCGCACCGUCGGGGCGACCGUUGAGUUUACAGUGGGCGACCGGCCCAUCAACAGCUUCCGGAUGAUCGAGAGGCAUUACUUCCAGGGACGGCUGCUUAAGAACUUCGACUUCGACUUCGGCUUCUGCAUACCCAACAGCCGCAACACCUGCGAACACAUUUACGAGUUUCCACAACUCCCCGAAGACCUGAUUCGCCAAAUGGUGGAGCACCCAUAUGAAACCAGAUCAGACAGUUUCUAUUUUGUGGACAACAAACUGAUCAUGCACAACAAGGCAGACUAUGCCUACAACGGCGGGCUUUAAGGUCUGAAAGUAGAAAUGGGCCCAGGAUCUCCUAGUUGAAGUCUCCUAGAUUAUACCCCCCCCUUCUAAAGCCCGUUUUAAAAGAGGGGGCCGAAGUAUUUUUUUCUUUUUUUGUGGACAUUCUGAGAAACCUGAAACCUUAAAUCAAAACAGACCACCUCUGCCUUACUCUGAAGACAUGGGUCCGUUACAAAGUACCUCAGAGAAGCUCAGCUUCAUGGACUCACAAUAAUGUCAUUCAUGAUGCCUGCACAUCUGACUGAAGUGUUUCUCCCGUUGUGCGUUUAGAUUUUUGUCAAACAAGUGUGCCGUUACCGCUCGAACGUCUCGGCCUCGCAGUUCUCGCCGUCUCUGCUGGAAGGGGACACUUCUGGUCACGGAUUCCUCGGAUGUAAUUUACUCAGUCGCUCAUGUUUAUUUAAAGUACCCGCUCCGAGUGACAAUUGGAUUUCCUAAGUGGGAAAAGCAAGCGUAAUAUGUUUCAAACAUUUUUAUCAUAGCGUUAGAUGAAGAGGUAGCAUGAGCUGUGGUUGAUUUUUUUGUUAUUGACUGUAGCCUUAAACGUUAUCAGUGAUUUGAGCUGUUUGUGUCUGAUAAUGGACCCUUUUCUUUCUGAGUAGAUUACUUAGUUUCCUCUUUAAGACUAUCGUUUCAUUUUAGAAAAGCGUGAACAUCUCACGCUGACACGUGUCCUGUUAAACUACGUUACCAAGUUUGCUUUGGUUGUAUCCAAAUCUGGAAGAAAUGAAGGAAGGCGUGACGGCGAUAGACAGUUUAUGCUUCCCUGCACGUCAAUAUUUUGACACCGUCCACAAGAACAGUUUAGUUUUCCCUGCUUCACUUCGCUCUGAAGUGGUUCUACCUGUUAUGUUCCUUGAAAUCUGUCUUCCUAGUUUAUUUAGAAGAAACACCGCAAACCUUCCCAUUAAAAGCUUACUCAUAAAACACCACAGGGCAACACUACUUGACUAUACUGAGAAAUGUAGCCGCGCAGUUCAUCUAUUUUUCAUCGAGCAGCGGAUCCAUUCCAGCCGUCCGUCCGUCCGUUCUCAGCUCCUCGCUUUCUGACUUUUAGGGUCCCUGAGGUUGGUUAGAGAGGCGGGCAACACUGAGACAAAAAGCCAUGCGCUUACUUUCACCUGAGGCCGAUUUAAAAAGAGACCAAUUAACCUACCACGGAUCUUUUAGUACGAACGUGUGCGCUACAAGUGCACUAAGCUUUCUACUCUCAGGACGUGCAGCAGAUGCAGCUUAGGAGACAGUUUCCUCCUGGGUGCUCCACUGCCAACAUUCACUACAGCCAUGUCAUUCGUCCUUAGUUUAUACUUUAAAAGAGAACUGAUUGGUUUGAUUAUGGUUGCUUAUUGUGAUGCAGUGGAUUGAUUUUUCAAGGUAGUGGAAGAUGAGCUUUUAAAAGUUAGGCUGCCUAUAAAUCAUUGAAAGUAACAAACUCCCACCUGUAAAGCAGGAAAGUGCCUUAAAGUCUGGUGGUUUUUAAUCUAUGAAAGAAAAAUGGUAAUAAUUCAGUAAGGAGGACAGAUUUCCCCCAAAGAGUUCUUCCACUGCUGCCUUGUUUUCCAGUGUGUCACACGUCAUUCAUUUUUGAAGUCGUUAAGAGAUUAUGUACAUUAAUGGCUUCAACUAAUGCGAUGUCUUUUGCACCAUUUCGUUCACUUGCUUUGUGUCUGGUUCUGUUGUUGUACCUUGUAUUUAACAUUUCUACAUAGCAACACUAGUGGUUGCUGCGGUGGCCCUUCCUGCUUUUGUCAUCCAGUGGGUGAUUUGUAGUUUUGCGCAAAUGCCUUGAGAACUGCGCAAGCACUCUUUCUUUGAUUGCAUUUCUGGAAACUGUUGCAUAUUAUUAUUAUUAUUAUUUACUUUUUAUAUUUGAUUAGGAUUGUAAUAAAAGGACUGAUUGUAGGACACAUUCACA